CCUUGUAUUCGUCCUUCGUUCAUCGAAAUAUGGCGAUGCCACCUGGCUCUCUAGAUUUUCCCGAUAUUUCGCCUGUUCCCUUGUCAUCUUCUCCAUCAAGAACUAUCCUAACAGAAGCUUUUAACUCCCCAAAGCUAACUAGGAAAUUUUUGGAACAAAUUUCCUCUGUGGAGAAGAGUGGUCUACCUUUAAACACAGCAUGGACAUUGUGGCUUGAUAGAUAUGUUCGAGGGGCGACAGCAGCGGAAUACGCAGCAAAUUUGAGAAAGAUAUACACUGUUACUACCAUUUAGAGCUUUUGGAGUGUCUUCAACAACAUUCCCCAAGCAUCAAAACUAGGAUUUCGGACCAGUUAUCACAUGAUGAGAGGAGAGAGACGACCUGUAUGGGAAGACUCUGAAAAUAUUUCUGGUGGUUAUUGGAAAAUGAGAUGUCCAAAAAACUAUACGAAUCAAGCAUGGAAGGAACUUCUUCUGGCCAUUAUUGGGGAGAAAAGUUUGAAUGAAGUACUAGCUGAUGGUGAUGAAAUUGUUGGUCUGAGUGUUAGUAUAAGAGAUAGAGAUGACAUCCUACAAAUCUGGAAUGCAAAAGCUAAUCUAGCAAGUGAAUCAAAGGUUCUGAAAAAGAUUUCCGAGAUUUUGCCACAACUAAAUGUAGAAGAUGCUUUUUAUAAAUUCCACAGGGAUCAUCAUGCAUUUGAAGGCCAAAGAGUUAUCAGCAGGCCCAUUGGGUUCCCAACCGGUGGCCCAUCAAAUAGAGAAUAAAACUUGGCAUGAAAUAGGUUUGCAUAAUACAUAAGACUUGCUUUUUACUGAUCAAAUUGUGAAAGAGCAAGUCUGUUAGGUUAGUUGCAUUAACCUUGUACUACUUGGGGUACACAGGAAUCCAAGUAAUAGCAAUGAUACUUCUUUAUACAACCACCACCCAAAAGAAAUAAUGUUCUGUUGGAUUGUACCAGGCAUGAGAAUUUUUUUAAUUUUGUUCAAUAUUCAACUGUGACCCAGAGUGCAUUGGUUACAUUAAUAUUUAAUUCCCAUUUAG
Dendronephthya gigantea is the source of this 1041-nucleotide messenger RNA. Its product is annotated as eukaryotic translation initiation factor 4E type 3-like. The coding region runs from base 360 to 764 and encodes 134 amino acids. The transcript has 7 exons. The record is from RefSeq and is a predicted model, not a curated record. Gene Ontology annotation, cellular component: eukaryotic translation initiation factor 4F complex. Gene Ontology annotation, biological process: translational initiation. Gene Ontology annotation, molecular function: translation initiation factor activity; RNA 7-methylguanosine cap binding. Lineage: Eukaryota; Metazoa; Cnidaria; Anthozoa; Malacalcyonacea; Nephtheidae.